Molecule: messenger RNA, 2205 nt
Organism: Cydia splendana
Lineage: Eukaryota; Metazoa; Arthropoda; Insecta; Lepidoptera; Tortricidae
Gene: yip2
Product: 3-ketoacyl-CoA thiolase, mitochondrial
Exons: 8
Coding region: 119-1309 (396 amino acids)
Cellular component (GO): mitochondrion
Molecular function (GO): acyltransferase activity, transferring groups other than amino-acyl groups
Source: RefSeq, a predicted model, not a curated record
AAAAAAACACUUGUCCGAGUUGUCCAGCGGGGUGCACAGUGCCGCGUUGUUAAAAAUUGGGUUUAUAAAAUCGAAAUAUUUUAUUUUUAGGUCUAUUUCGCAAAAAGUGUAAAACACCAUGUCUGCAGCAACUAAAGGUAUCUUCAUUGUUGGUGCUAAGCGCACAGCUUUCGGUACAUUUGGUGGAGUCUUCAAGAACACAUCGGCUACUGAACUGCAGACACAUGCAUUCAAUGCUGCGUUAAAGGAGGCUGGUGUUGCCCCCACGCAGGUUGACUCAGUUGUGGUCGGACAGGUCAUGUCGGCAUCCCAAACUGACGGCAUCUACACUCCCCGUCAUGCGGCGCUUAAAGCCGGCAUUCCUCAGGAGAAGCCCGCACUGGGCAUCAACAGGCUAUGUGGGUCUGGCUUCCAGUCCGUCGUGAACAGUGCCCAGGACAUCAUAACCGGUGCAGCCAAGAUCUCCCUCGCCGGCGGCGUAGAGAACAUGUCACAAGCCCCGUUCGCGGUCCGCAACGUCCGCUUCGGGACCAUGCUCGGCCAGUCCCACGUGUUUGAAGAUACUCUGUGGGCUGGUCUGACGGAUUCGUACUGCGGACUGCCCAUGGGCAUGACUGCUGAGAAGCUUGGAGCGCAGUUCAAGGUCACUAGAGAUGAGGUGGACAAAUUUGCUUUGGAGUCACAGCAGAGAUGGAAGAAAUCUCACGACGCGGGAGUGUUCAAGGCCGAGAUCGAACCCGUGACCCUGACGGUGAAGCGUAAGGAGGUGAAGGUCGACACCGACGAGCACCCGCGCCCACAGACCACCAUCGAGGGUCUGAAGAAGUUGCCGCCCGUCUUCAAGAAGGAGGGGCUUGUCACUGCUGGCACUGCUUCUGGUAUCAGCGACGGAGCCGGCGCCAUUGUACUCGCUAGCGAGGAGGCCGCCAAAGGCCUAAAGCCCCUCGCUCGUCUCGUGGGCUGGUCCUACGUUGGCGUAGACCCCUCAAUCAUGGGCAUCGGCCCUGUACCAGCUAUUGAGAGCCUACUCAAGGUCACAGGACUCACCCUUAACGAUAUCGACCUUGUUGAGAUCAACGAGGCGUUCUGCGCUCAGACCCUCUCCUGCGCCAAGGCCCUCAAGCUGGACCUCUCCAAGCUGAACGUGAACGGCGGGGCCACGGCCCUGGGACACCCUCUCGGAGCCUCCGGGUCCCGCAUCACUGCGCACUUAGUACAUGAACUCAAACGCCGCGGCCUCAAGCGUGGUAUCGGCUCCGCCUGCAUCGGUGGCGGACAGGGCAUCGCACUCCUGGUCGAGACUGUCUAAACCCCACUGUGUUUCCUUGAGACUGAUAUAACCUUGUAAGGCCCAACCACAGACAAGACAUCCUCCAGACUGAGCAUAGUAGCUCUACCCCCUCUACCACAAUAUACGGUAGUUUUACUCCAUUUUCGAAUCGAAAGUGUCUUUGUGUGACGUCCGUGUCUUUGAACGGACCAAUCACGCCACGGGACCUCGCUCACCUCGUCCCUCGCACCCCCGUAUUUUUGGCAGCAUCGGUUUCAUGAAAUAAUUGCUCUAAACUCCGUCUAGUCUGUGGGUCCGACAUAAAAAAAAAACUAUUUUUAAUUUGAACCUUGUUGUAUAGUAUUGUGGGAGAAUUUCGUUUGUUUUAUAAAUCAAUGACACAAAAUAAAUCCUACUUUAUUUGGUUCAUGUAAGUUUCUAAUUACAUUGCAAUGGAGUGUACAUUGUAAUAUACAUUGGGCCUCACUAGGAUAAGAUAUAAAUCAUUUUAACCCUUUUCCAGGCCGCACCAAUCUAUAAGGUUUUUCCAAAAAAUCUAAAUAUAUUCAAAUGAAUCCAGCAUUGAUGAUUAAUUUGAAGACAAGUCACAUUUUCGGAACAUCCAAUCUAAUUUGAAUCUUAAAUCGAAUUGCUAAGGUUGAAAUUCUAUUGGCGCGUAUGUGGUCGAUAAAUCGUACUAUGCCUGGAAAAGGGUUAAUGCACUUUAAAAAUACGAUAGUGCGAGAAUUACCUACUUGUAUUUGGUUACAUACUGGAAUUGAUAUAAGUAUAAUAUACUUUUAAGAAUGAAGUAGGUAAUAGUUAUGUUAUGUAUACAUGUUUAAUACUGCCUGUAAAUGCAAAUGUAUAUAAAUUGCCGAAAUCACAAAAGUUGUAUUUUCAUAAAGUAAAUUAUGCUAUAUUUUUAAUACUCU